AGCACGCUCUGUUUUCAUGAAAGGAGUUUGCUUCUUUUGUUCAUCUUUAGGGAAGUUACGAGAUCACACGUAACUGGUUAGGCUUCCAUAGCUAGUGAAUUCAUACUGUAUUCACAAUAUCUACGAUGUCUGUGUUGGGGUCUCCUCCUAUAGUGGGACUUAGUGUUAACAAGGGCCUGACCUUGAUCCAGCUAAAUGCGAGCUGCGCCAGCCCGAGAAAUUCGGGUCCUAGCUCUCCGUUCUUGGGGAGGAGCUUCAAGAAACCGAGCUGUAAGAUCAACCACCCGAAAGUGUUGUCCAGGAGCCCGGCGGUCGCGGAAUACGAUGAGGAGAAACAGACAUCUAAGGACAGAUGGGGAGGGCUUGUGACUGACACCUCGGAUGACCAGCAAGACAUAACCAGAGGAAAGGGGAUGGUUGACACUCUCUUUCAAGCGCCGAUGGGGACCGGCACUCACUAUGCCGUCAUGAGUUCAUACGACUACCUCAGCGCUGGUCUUCGACAGUUGGCAUUUGAUAACACCAUGGAUGGCUUCUACAUUGCUCCCGCAUUUAUGGACAAAGUUGUGGUCCACAUAACCAAGAACUUCUUGAAUCUUCCAAACGUCAAGGUUCCUCUCAUUUUGGGUAUAUGGGGUGGGAAAGGCCAGGGAAAAUCAUUCCAAUGCGAGCUCGUGUUCGCCAAAAUGGAAAUCAACCCCAUAAUGAUGAGUGCGGGAGAACUAGAAAGCGGGAAUGCUGGUGAGCCCGCAAAGCUGAUCAGACAGAGGUAUCGGGAGGCGGUGGACAUCAUCAGGAAAGGGAAGAUGUGCUGCCUCUUUAUCAACGAUCUUGACGCGGGAGCGGGAAGGCUCGGUGGGACCACACAGUACACAGUGAACAACCAGAUGGUGAAUGCGACCCUCAUGAACAUUGCCGACAAUCCCACCAACGUGCAACUUCCUGGCAUGUACAACAAGGAGGAGAACCCCCGAGUUCCCAUCAUAGUCACCGGGAAUGACUUCUCCACGCUGUACGCCCCUCUCAUUCGCGAUGGCCGGAUGGAGAAGUUUUACUGGUCGCCCACACGGGAAGACAGGAUCGGCGUUUGCACCGGGAUUUUCAGGACCGACAAUGUCCCAAAGGAAGAUAUAGUCAAGCUUGUCGACACAUUCCCUGGUCAAUCGAUUGAUUUCUUCGGAGCAAUCAGGGCAAGAGUGUAUGACAAUGAAGUAAGGCAAUGGGUUGCCGAAACUGGAGUUGAAAAUGUAGGGAAAAGACUCGUGAACUCCAAAGAGGGACCCCCGACCUUUGAGCAGCCGCGGAUGACUCUGGACAAGCUACUCGAGUAUGGGAACAUGCUCGUCCAGGAGCAAGAGAAUGUGAAGAGAGUCCAGCUGUCGGAUAAGUACUUGAAAGAGGCCGCUCUUGGGGAUGCGAACGAGGAUGCUAUUAAGAAUGGAAGUUUCUAUGGCAGAGCGGCACAACAGGUUAAUCUUCCGGUUCCUGAAGGAUGCACUGACCCAUCUGCUACGAGUUAUGAUCCAACUGCUCGAAGCGAUGAUGGAAGCUGUGUGUACCGCUUUUAGAUCCAUUACAAGCCAUUAAGGAUAGUAAAAUAGGGCUUAAACCCCUGAAGUAUACUGUAUAUGAGUUAAAAAAAAAACUGCCUGUUUAGACCGAAUCAGUAGUAGCAUUUGCUUUAUUUUCCC
Molecule: messenger RNA, 1691 nt
Organism: Eucalyptus grandis
Lineage: Eukaryota; Viridiplantae; Streptophyta; Magnoliopsida; Myrtales; Myrtaceae
Product: ribulose bisphosphate carboxylase/oxygenase activase, chloroplastic
Exons: 6
Coding region: 126-1568 (480 amino acids)
Cellular component (GO): chloroplast stroma; thylakoid
Molecular function (GO): ATP binding; ribulose-1,5-bisphosphate carboxylase/oxygenase activator activity; ATP hydrolysis activity
Source: RefSeq, a predicted model, not a curated record